Molecule: messenger RNA, 931 nt
Organism: Xiphophorus couchianus (Monterrey platyfish)
Lineage: Eukaryota; Metazoa; Chordata; Actinopteri; Cyprinodontiformes; Poeciliidae
Gene: snrnp27
Product: small nuclear ribonucleoprotein 27 (U4/U6.U5)
Exons: 6
Coding region: 207-680 (157 amino acids)
Biological process (GO): RNA splicing
Cellular component (GO): precatalytic spliceosome
Source: RefSeq, a predicted model, not a curated record
GGUCAUACAGGUCGCUAGAGGGCGCACUGCACAGCGGAAGAGAGAGGAAGUGUGUAAAGCGCAACCAAUCACAGAGGACGAAGGAGAAGCCAACGCAGAGCUGUCGUUAGCUUCCUGCAAAUUUUAGUUUCUUCUUAGUUAUUUAUAGAAUAUAGUUUUUUUAAAUCGCUGGUUAUAAAAAAAGGCUAAUUUUAGCCGCUGGAAGAAUGGGUCGAAGCAGGAGUCGAACACCCCCGAGGCGAGAGAGAAGACGAUCCCGCUCGACCUCACGAGAACACGAGCGACGCCGACGGGACAGGGACCGCUCUCGCUCGAGGGACCGGGACCGAGAGCGCCGCAGAUCUCGCUCACGCUCGCCGCACAGAAGAAGGUCCAGGACUCCUCCCAGACGCCAUCGCUCCUCCUCCCUCUCUCCUGGGCGGCAGAAGGACGAGCGGAAAGAGGCGAAAGACAAACCUGGGAAGUCCAUUCAGAUCUCAGCUGAGGAUAUGGAAGGCAAAACAGAGGAGGAAAUCGAGAUGAUGAAAACGAUGGGGUUCGGUUCCUUUGACACAACCAAGGGUAAGAAAACGGAUGGAUCAGUUAAUGCAUAUGCAGUCAACGUUAGCAUGAAGAGGAAAUACAGGCAGUACAUGAACAGGAAGGGAGGCUUCAACAGGCCGCUGGACUUCAUCGCUUAAAGGUGCCAGCAGCUCGUUUUUCACCAUCAGUCUCUCCUCCCUGCAGGAGGACAAGGACAGUAUGGAUUUAUUUCUAUUAAAUGUGUCUCGUGAUGCAGCAAGUCUUUUUUUAUUUUUUUUAUUUUUUUAUUUAACCUUGUAAAUAGUUUUUCCUCCAGUUGUUCUCACUCAGGUCAGACCUGGUGGGAGGUGGAGCUUUUGGUUGUUGAGAUUUGUGCCGUAUUCUUAAUAAAUGCAUUAAAACAAAUGUU